Dipodomys ordii (Ord's kangaroo rat) is the source of this 1387-nucleotide messenger RNA. Its product is annotated as zinc finger protein OZF-like. The coding region runs from base 23 to 1387 and encodes 454 amino acids. The transcript is spliced from 7 exons. Lineage: Eukaryota; Metazoa; Chordata; Mammalia; Rodentia; Heteromyidae. The record is from RefSeq and is a predicted model, not a curated record. Gene Ontology annotation, molecular function: DNA-binding transcription factor activity; RNA polymerase II cis-regulatory region sequence-specific DNA binding. Gene Ontology annotation, biological process: regulation of transcription by RNA polymerase II.
AACAUUGGAGCACCUAUAAAAUAUGAAGCAAAAAGAAUUCUUUCUUUCUGUAAAAGUUAAAACCAUGCUUCCAGAGUCUUCUGUUCAUUGUCAGCAGCAAGACAGAAUGAAUGGAUUUCUGAAGCUGAUGUCAUUUGAUGAUGUGGCUGUGUACUUCACCUGGAAGGAGUGGCAGGAUCUGGAUCCUGGACAGAGGAACCUUUAUAGAGAAGUAAUGCUGGAGACCUAUAGCAACCUAAUGUCCUUUGGCCUCUGUGUUCCUAAACCUAAAUUGAUUGUCAAGCUGGAGCAAGGUACAGAUUCAUGGAUAAGAGAAGACUCAGAAGAGAAUUUCACAGAUGUCCCAGAAAUGGAGGAAGAAAUUAGCACCUGUCAGGAAAGUCACAAUAAAUAUCUCUCUGAAGUAGCAGUCAUGAAUAGUAACCCAGGGCAGGAAAAAGUGAGACUUAUAAAAAGUUUUAAUUUGAGCUCAAAACAGAAGUCAGAACUGAUUAAGAAUAAUGGGAACUCCUUCGGAAUGAGGACAGAAAAGGUCACUGGGUGUCAGAACAUGGCUCUUUUCAGUGAACCUGGUAAGAUGUGUGCUGCAUAUAGUCCUCAUGUGCCUUCUAUAGUUGGAGAAUAUAAACAAUGUGAAAGGUCUUUCAUUGAUAAGACAUACCCUAUCAUCCCUCAGAGAAAACAGACAGGAGAGAAACCUUAUGAAUGUAACAUGUGUGGAAAGAUUUUCACCUGUAAGGCAUACCUUACUGUGCACCUGAGAAUUCACACAGGAAACAAACCAUAUGAAUGUAAUGUGUGUAGAAAGUCUUUCAUCCAGAAGUCACACCUCACUGUCCACCAGAGAACACACACAGGAGAGAAACCUUAUGAAUGUAACAUGUGUGGAAAGUGUUUCACCCAGAAAUCAAAGCUUACUCGCCACCAGAGAAUACACACAAAGGAGAAACCUUUUGAAUGUAACUUGUGUGGAAUGUCCUUCAUCUGGAAGUCAAGUCUCACUGUCCAUCAGAAAACACAUACAGGAAAGAAACCUUUUCAAUGUAACUUGUGUGGAAAGUCAUUCAUCUGGAAGUCAAACCUUACUGCCCACCAGAGAACACACACAGGAGAGAAACCUUAUGAAUGUAAUGUGUGUGGAAAUUCUUUCAUCCAGAAAUCAAAGCUUGUUGUUCACCAGAGAACACACACAAAAGAGAAUCCUUUUGAAUGUAACAUUUGUGGAAAGUCUUUCACCUGCCAGGCAUAUCUUACUAGACACCAGAGAACACACACAGGAGAGAAACCUUAUGAAUGUAACAUGUGUGGAAAGUCUUUCACCCAAAAGGCAUACCUUACUGUCCACCAGAGAAUACAUACUAGAGAGAAACCUUAUGAAUCUGUCUAA